GGAUACCGAACAAUGUGUUUCGCGUACCGAGAACUAAAGAAAGAUUUCUAUGACAAUUGGGCGGACAAGUACCAAGCAGCUCUCAAGUGCUCUGAAGAAAGUGUUAGAAAUACGUUGGUUACUGAAAUUGUUGAAACAGUUGAGAAGAAUCUCAAUUUAGUCGGCGUAUCACUUUUAGAAGACAAACUGCAAGAGAAGGUUCCUGAAACAAUAAGAUUUCUAAUAGAAGCGGGGAUUCGUGUGUAUAUUUUAACUGGAGACGUGUAUGAAACUGCAGUUGCAGUUGCUCGUUCUUGUGGCUUUUUUCAAGAAAAGACCGUUUCUCUUCACCUCGCUUUUAAAGAUGAAUCAGCCGUUUUUCCACAAAUCAGAGAGCUUUUACAAGAAGGCACGAAAUUGCGGAAAACAGGAGCGGACAUUCUCUUGGUUAUUAGUGGCGCGGCCUUGCAGCAUGCUGCUAAAACACCCUGCCGAAGGAAACUGCUGAAACUUUUAAUGCUGUGUCGUUCUGUGAUCUGUUACCGUAUGUCCCCCAGGGGAAAAGCAGAUGUUGUCGAGAUGGUUCAGGACAAUGGAAGGAAUGUAGUGUUAGCUAUUGGGGAUGGAGCGAACGAUAUUCCGAUGAUUCAAGCAGCAAAUAUUGGAGUUGGAAUUUGCGGAAACGAAGGUCUGCAGGCAGCAUCUGCUAGUGACUACAGUAUAGGACGAUUUUACUUCCUUAAGAGAUUGCUGUUUAUUCAUGGAGCUUGGAAUUUCCAGCGCACUGCAAAGGCCUGCAACACUAAUAUUUGCUUCUUUCUGACUGAACUAUGGUUUACACAUUUUUCUGCUUUUUCGGGUCGAGCCUUCUAUGAUUCGCUGUCUUUGGCUUUGUUUAAUGCGCUUUUCUCAGCGCUUGAACCGUUCAUGAUAGGAAUACUUUUCAAGCCAUUCUCUGACAAGGAGCUGCUUGAGCAACCUGCGAAGUAUAGAACCUUACAGAGGACGACCUUUACAAACGCCGAGUUUGUGAAAGUCAUUUGCCUGUCAUUGCUCCAUUCGGCGGCACUCUUUUGCUGUUCUUUCUUCUUUUUAUCUAAUUCAGUAGUGUGGAGUAACGGACGCACGGGAGGAUGGCUAAUGUUUGGAAGCUCAUGUUACGCGGUAGUUUGCUGUGAUAACAAUAUCGCUAAAAGCUGUAAUCGAGUGCUGUUCAUGGGCAGUUACAUCCGUCUUUUCAACAGUUAUUACAAUGAUUCUGUGGACGUUGUACCUUUGGUUUGCAAAUAUGCACCACUUUUUGGCGACAUAUGUGGAAUGAGCGGUAUAGUGUUUACAUCUCCAAGCUUUUGGUUCGCUUGUGUUAUCAUCCCUGUUGUGGUCUUAUCUCUGAAAGUUUUGAUUGCGUACCAUUAUACCAUUGUUAUUUUCGCCAAUUUCUGCAAAAUGCAGCAGUUUGCAAAAGUUCUGCUUAAGAACAAUGCAUCGUUACUUAGCCAACUAAACGAUGACGAUUUUGUCGUGCAACGUUAUUUGGCCGACAGCGAUGAAGAAGACGAUGAUGAUUAUGAUGGUCAGGGUAGUGCAGCAGUUUAUGAAAGCGUUAGAAGUGACGUAUCCACAAAGACGCUAAGUAGAUUAAUCUAUUAAAG
Molecule: messenger RNA, 1631 nt
Organism: Enterobius vermicularis (human pinworm)
Lineage: Eukaryota; Metazoa; Nematoda; Chromadorea; Rhabditida; Oxyuridae
Source: the annotation of a GenBank genome assembly